This is a messenger RNA of Cucurbita pepo subsp. pepo (vegetable marrow), 760 nucleotides long. Its product is annotated as eukaryotic translation initiation factor 1A. Gene Ontology annotation, molecular function: RNA binding; translation initiation factor activity. NCBI's taxonomy places the organism in Eukaryota, Viridiplantae, Streptophyta, Magnoliopsida, Cucurbitales, Cucurbitaceae. Gene Ontology annotation, biological process: translational initiation. The record is from RefSeq and is a predicted model, not a curated record.
GAAAAGUGCCUAUAGCCUCUCUCUCUCCUCUCUUUUGCGAUAUUCAGUCUUUGUAUAAGGGGCUAGGGUUUUUCCUCUUCCUCUCUCCCUCAUUUGGAUCGUCUCUCUCGCUCGAUUCUUAACUUGGCAGGUUCCUGAUCACUUCGAACAGAAAACAUGCCGAAGAACAAGGGAAAGGGAGGAAAGAACAGGAAGAGAGGAAAGAACGAAGCAGAUGAUGAGAAACGUGAGCUUGUUUUCAAGGAAGAUGGUCAGGAGUAUGCCCAGGUUCUCAGGAUGUUAGGGAAUGGUCGGUGUGAGGCGACGUGCAUAGAUGGGACAAAGCGUCUAUGCCAUAUCCGGGGGAAGAUGCACAAAAAGGUUUGGAUUGCAGCUGGCGAUAUAAUACUUGUCGGUCUUCGCGACUACCAGGAUGACAAAGCUGAUGUUAUCCUCAAGUAUAUGCCCGAUGAAGCAAGGCUGUUGAAGGCAUAUGGUGAACUUCCUGAGAACACUCGUCUCAACGAGGGUAUUGCUGGUGGCAUCGACGAUGAGGAUGAUGGUGGUGCUGAUGACUAUCUUGAGUUCGAGGACGAAGAUAUCGACAAAAUUUAGAUUUCGAGUAACUUUACAUUUGGAGUUCAGAGUUGUGUGGAUGGUUUGUUAUAUGGAUUUGCUCCACUGUUGUUGUACCUUGUACUCUCUGCUGGGGGAUUGGUAUUUAUUGCAUAAAAUCUUAUGUUAUAUAUACAUAUAAAUGCGUAAUUAUAUUUGCCUUCUA